CCGCCAUUGAGGGAACCCCAAGAGAUCUACCUGACAGCAUCUGGCCCUGCAGAGCAUUCUCGUUCUUGUUCCACCAAUGCUGUUCGAACCCCAGUCAAGAACGCGGCAGCUCCCAUGGCAACUCCGUCGUCUUCAUCCAAAAGGGUUUCGGUUAUGCCGCCACAUGCUACUGGCCUGGGGGCGCGGACAAUAAGCCCCACUGAUGCGCGACGAAUCAAGCGUAUGUCUACGGUGCCAUCGGCGCAACAGGCACCGUUUACCCCUCCGACUCAGACAGAGCCUGUGCCUACUCGUCCUCGGUCCACUGCACAGUCUCCUUCGCAUAUUCCGCGAAAGAGCGUGACCCCCUCGUCUACUCGUACUACGCCUGACCCAAAUCGGAAAUCCUAUAGCUCUGGCUUGUCUCUGUCAUCGAACACCAGCUACAACUCCGCAAGGAAUUCGGGCGGUUCAUUACAGACCAGGCUAUCCCAGUCUUCAUCCACGUCACGUCUGCCCACCCCUAAGCCUCGUAUGGAACAUGCGGUGGCCGAUGAGGAGGUUCCGCCUGUCCCUGCGAUUCCAAAGGCGUACGAGUCACCCAAAGGCGAUUUUGACCCACCGAAUUAUGUUACCCCCCGAAAGCCAAGUCUAUACUUGGACGUCGAGCCCACCGCUAAAGCAGAACAAGACUCAGACACAAAUCAAACAGCGAGUGCGACCGAAGAUGAUACACUUGGAGCCAAUGAUGAGCGAGCUUUGAAAACACCGGAUGCGAAAACUAAACCAUCCGCCGGGCUGGCGAAAAAGAGUUUACAGCCCUUAAAGUUACCGCCGUUGAAUUUACUUCCUCUGGGUACCCCAAUGACGACGAAGAUCGAGGCGUUGAAGGACCGGGAUGAUGACGUCAAAUCCUACACGCCUUCAGCACAGACUCUGUCUAAAACCCCCAGUACUCCGUUAACCGCCUCCAAGGCAAAUUUCUUCUCACCUCAGGACAAUGAGGAUGCAGUGCCACUUACCCAGGCUAGAAGUAGCACGUCGCAUUUCGCCUUGAGUACAUCGUCAGGUAGUGCGGCUCUUCGGACGGCCAGCAGUUCUAGUGCGCUGGCGGCUUUCGACAAUAUUUCUGCCGGUACAAGAACCGUUUCGCCAUAUGUUGCGUACAGCUUGCCGAAAAGCACUAGCGACUAUACUGCUCUGCGCCCUAAAGCUACCGAAGAUUGCUCUCCCAAGGUGACGCAGUCUCACAAGCUUACUGGGCCUCGUCCCCAAACACGAUCAUCUGCCUUCUCCUCCAAUGCCGAGACUAUCAGUCAGCUUUCGACUCCUUCUGACCCCGACAACAACAGCGUGUCGGGCUCCUCCCUCCGCAGUAAGAUCACAUUCACUCGGAACCGCAGCAGUUCCAAGCCCCAACAGGGGCUCGAGUCAAAUGGCGACCCUAUAAAACUCGAGAAGAUGCCCCCACCGAAGCUCCCAGCCUCUGCAACUUGGAGUAAUAUGUCAACAACGAGUACCUCUAGCCCGUCGCUCAAGCCGUCCUAUUUCAAAUCACGGCGACAAGCAUCGAUGUCUACCGCUACCAACCAGCCGAUGAGGAACCCUAGCUUCAGCAGCGACCAAAGCCUUGCGCUGGAGCCAAGUCCUUCCAAUGAGUCAGGCGAUAGUGAUGUGGUAGCGCACCGGUCAGCAGCAUCGAUCUUAUCGCCUGUACACAAAAUUAUUAGCUCGGCCAAGUCGAGUGUCGGGGCAACAUCAGUUCCCACGGAGUCCAAUGUAGACGCCGAUAUACGCGUGGCUGAUGAAGAAAUGCGACGGCUUGGCAGCAAGCGUAAAGAUUUUGAGACCGCGGCUAGGAAUCUGGAUGACUUGCGCCGGAAAGCCAGUCCCAAGGAGCGAGUCAGUCCGGCACAGGCUCUGCGGGUCGCCAGUCUGAACAUCUUCGAGCGUGGGGAGAUCAUCGACUUCAGUGACAUCUACUUUUGCGGGACCCAGAAUGCGAAAAAGCAUGUUGGUGAUCUGACUGCUCAAGCAAACUUUGGCUACGAUGACGACCGUGGUGACUAUAAUAUUGUGAUUGGAGACCAUCUGGCCUACCGAUACGAGGUUAUCGAUGUACUCGGCAAGGGAAGUUUCGGUCAAGUGGUGAGAUGCAUCGAUCACAAGACAGGCGGCCUGGUUGCCGUGAAGAUUAUCCGCAAUAAGAAGAGGUUCCAUCAGCAAGCAUUGAUUGAGGUCAAUCUUCUCCAGAAGCUGAAGGAAUGGGACCCCCAUCGUAAACAUAGCGUUGUGAACUUCACCCAAAGCUUUUACUUCCGCGGCCAUCUCUGCAUCUCGACUGAGCUGCUCGGCAUGAAUCUCUACGAAUUCAUCAAGGCACACGACUUUAAGGGAUUCUCUCUUAAACUUAUUCGUCGCUUUACAAAGCAGAUGCUGGGUACACUGGUGCUUCUACACAAUAAGAAGGUCAUUCACUGUGAUCUCAAGCCAGAAAACAUCCUCCUCGUGCAUCCAAUGAGCUCUGAGAUCCGAGUCAUCGAUUUUGGGUCCAGCUGCUUUGAAAAUGAGAAGGUGUACACUUAUAUUCAGAGUCGAUUCUACCGUUCUCCGGAAGUCAUUCUCGGCAUGUCGUAUGGUAUGCCCAUCGAUAUGUGGAGUGUGGGAUGUAUUCUGGCGGAGCUUUUCACCGGAUACCCCAUCUUCCCCGGAGAAAACGAACAGGAGCAGCUUGCUUGCAUCAUGGAGGUAUUUGGACCUCCAGAGAAGCACUUGAUCGAAAAGAGCACUCGGAAGAAACUCUUCUUUGACUCGCUGGGCAAGCCGAGACUUACAGUCUCCUCCAAGGGCCGACGGCGUCGUCCCAGCUCCAAGGAGCUCAAGCAGGUUCUCAAAUGUGAUGACGAGGCAUUCCUCGACUUCAUUUCCCGUUGCCUUCGAUGGGAUCCCAGCCGCCGUAUGAGUCCACAGGACGCAUUGAGGCACGAGUUCAUUACGGGGGUGAAGAUGCCGUCCCGAGCAAGAACUUAUACACUGACGACGCAAUCUCCUGCGAAGCGGGCAACUACGUCUUCUCACCCUUCUGCCGGCCGGCCUCUGCCAGAACCUCCUGUGACCAGCCUCAAAUCCGGCACGCUGAUCCGCAACCGGGAUGCUUCGGGAACCUCUCCAGUUAAGCUACCCGCAGGCAAACGCCAUUCGACUGUGAGUGGGCUACCGCCGUCGACGCCCGCCAAACGAGGGACCAGUAUUAGCACCACCAGUACUCCUGGGUCGGCACUGCCUCGCGUUGCAGCCCGGAGUAUUAGUGGCAAGCCAGACCUCGCGACGGCGGCGGCUGCGACCAGCUUGGUAAGUUUGAAAGAGCCCGACGAAACGCCAUGAGCUGGUCAUUAACUUGCAUACAGAGGAC
This is a messenger RNA of Aspergillus welwitschiae, 3391 nucleotides long. Its product is annotated as putative protein kinase. The record is from RefSeq and is a predicted model, not a curated record. Gene Ontology annotation, biological process: peptidyl-threonine phosphorylation; peptidyl-serine phosphorylation. Lineage: Eukaryota; Fungi; Ascomycota; Eurotiomycetes; Eurotiales; Aspergillaceae. Gene Ontology annotation, molecular function: protein serine/threonine/tyrosine kinase activity; ATP binding; protein serine/threonine kinase activity. The transcript has a single exon. Bases 115 to 3363 code for a protein of 1082 amino acids.